Molecule: messenger RNA, 1180 nt
Organism: Nicotiana attenuata
Lineage: Eukaryota; Viridiplantae; Streptophyta; Magnoliopsida; Solanales; Solanaceae
Product: NAP1-related protein 2-like
Exons: 10
Coding region: 199-939 (246 amino acids)
Biological process (GO): nucleosome assembly
Cellular component (GO): chromatin; nucleus
Molecular function (GO): histone binding; chromatin binding
Source: RefSeq, a predicted model, not a curated record
CAGACACAUUUAACAGGAGAACAGUGAACUUAAACAUACGAGGAUGACAGAGAAUGUUAUAAGACCAAAGAGUAGUUAGAAAAAAUCAUCGUAUAUAGUGUGCAAAUACACAAACAUCAGAAAAUCGCUGUCCAUUCUUCUUCAUCUUGGCAGCCUUAGAUUAGGGUUUUAGAAGGACCAGCUCUAGGGUUGCUGAAAAUGGUGGCUGACCAGGCGAAGAAAUCAAAGACAAGUGUGGAGGAAAACGCCGAUCAAAUUGACACUGAGCUUGUUCUCUCCAUCGAGAAGCUUCAGGAAGUUCAAGAUGAGCUUGAAAAGGUUAAUGAACAAGCUAGUGAGGAGGUAUUAGAAAUUGAACGGAAGUAUAAUGAGAUAAGGAGGCCUGCUUAUGAGAAAAGAAAUGAGGUCAUCAAAUCCAUUCCUGACUUUUGGUUGACUGCCUUCUUAAGUCACCCUGCACUUAGCGAGCUUUUGAAUGAGGAAGAUCAGAAGAUCUUCAAGUACUUGGAUUCUCUUGACGUGGAGGAUUUCAAAGAUGUUACAUCCGGUUACUCCCUUACUUUUAAAUUCAAACCAAAUCCUUACUUUGAAGAUACGGAACUUGUUAAGACAUAUACAUUUCUAGAUGAAGGAACAACGACGGUAACUGGUACGGCUAUUAAGUGGAAGGAAGGCAUGGGUGCGGCUAAUGGCGGUACUCCUGAGAAGAAAGGAAACAAGCGGCCACCGUCUGAGGAAAGCUUUUUUAGUUGGUUUUCUGAAACUCAGCUAAAAGAUAUUGCAGAUGGGCUUAGUGAUGAGGUGGGAGAGAUAAUUAAGGACGACUUAUGGUCCAAUCCACUGAAAUAUUUUAACAAUGAAGCUGAUGAAGAAGAAUCCGAUGGAGACGAGGACGAUGAAGAGGGAGACGAUGAUGAGGAAGAUGAGGAUGAUUGUUGAACUCCUUGUUAGCUCUUUUAUUUAUCCCUUCUUCCAAACUUUGCUCAUAUCAGUGUCAAAUAUAAUUUUCAGUUGUUGCAUACUCAGCCUCAUAGGCAACUUCGACAUAUGAUAAGACAGUUUAAAAACCUAUAUUGUAGCUAGCCAACUUCUGUUAGAUUUAUCUGUGAUGAAUAUGGUAGCUGUUUUCGUGCCCCCGAAACUCUUUAAUCCCAGCCUCAUUUGAUUGGCAAGUUGUACU